Rattus rattus (black rat) is the source of this 1804-nucleotide messenger RNA. RefSeq names its product ZFP1 zinc finger protein (gene Zfp1). The transcript is spliced from 4 exons. The coding region runs from base 213 to 1457 and encodes 414 amino acids. Gene Ontology annotation, cellular component: nucleus. Gene Ontology annotation, molecular function: DNA-binding transcription repressor activity, RNA polymerase II-specific; RNA polymerase II cis-regulatory region sequence-specific DNA binding. NCBI's taxonomy places the organism in Eukaryota, Metazoa, Chordata, Mammalia, Rodentia, Muridae. Gene Ontology annotation, biological process: negative regulation of transcription by RNA polymerase II; central nervous system development. The record is from RefSeq and is a predicted model, not a curated record.
CGUCACUGCUCCAAGGACUCUCGGAACUGCCGCCCGCUCCACAAUCUGCACGCUUGCGCAAAAGCGCUAGCGGUUGCCCUUCCCCCACCUAUAGUCGCGAGUGGGUGACAGAGCCCCCUUCUCCGCGAGCCUCGUGACCCGGAACCGCGAGUGGAGGCUAAACCCCUCCAGUUGUGCCUUUGUGCUUCUGUGCCUUUACCCCAACCCAGAAAAUGAUGGGGUCCCAGCUAAUCACUUUAGAAGGAACUGUGUCAUUUCAGGGGUCCGUUUCAUUCACUGAUGUGACUGUGGACUUCUCCCAGGAGGAGUGGGAGCAGCUGGACCCCUCCCAGAGGAUUCUGUACAUGGACGUGAUGCUGGAGAACUACAGCAACUUACUUUCAGUGGAAGUAUGGAAGGCUGAUGACCAGGUGGAAAAGGACCCCAGAGAACCGGAUAAGCAGGCACGAUCACUUACAACCCUCAAGAACCAACCACCAACUGAAGAAAGAGGCAGUCUCUUUGGAAAUACAUUGAAUCUGAACACAGACUUGGUGUCGUUACGACAAGUUCCCUACAAGUAUUAUUUAUAUGGGAAAACCUUGAUGUACAAUUCAGACCUGCUCAGCAGUAGGAGCUGUGUAGUAGAGAAAGGAGACGAGUGUGGUGGACUUGGGGAACCACUUCUGUACCUGAAACAAGAGAAGCCCCGUGCUGGGCUUCAGUACUCAGAAUAUAACGGAAAUGGAAGGGCUCUCAGCCAUACGGACGCCAUCUUUAAACAUCAGAAAAUUAAGAGCUUGGUUCAGCCUUUUGUCUGUAAUUACUGUGACAAGGCCUUCUCCUUCAAGUCCCUGCUUGUUAGCCACAAGAGGAUCCACACGGGAGAAAAGCCCUACGAGUGCAAUGUGUGCCAGAAAACCUUCUCCCAUAAGGCAAACCUCAUCAAGCACCAGAGAAUUCACACUGGAGAGAAACCCUUUGAGUGUCCCGAGUGCGGGAAAGCAUUUACCCACCAGUCAAACCUUAUUGUGCACCAGAGAGCACACAUGGCGAAGAAGCCCUAUGGAUGCAAUGAAUGUGGAAAGACAUUUGCUCAGAAGUUUGAGCUCACCACACACCAGAGAAUUCACACAGGAGAGCGGCCCUAUGAGUGUAACGAAUGCGCAAAAACCUUCUUUAAGAAAUCAAACCUCAUCAUACAUCAGAAAAUUCACACAGGGGAGAAACGCUACGAGUGCAGUGAGUGUGGGAAGUCAUUCAUCCAGAACUCCCAGCUCAUCAUCCACAGGAGAACCCACACCGGGGAGAAGCCCUAUGAGUGCACGGAGUGUGGCAAGACGUUCAGCCAGAGGUCAACGCUCAGGCUACACCUGAGAAUCCAUACGGGAGAGAAACCCUACGAGUGUUCGGAGUGUGGGAAAGCCUUCAGCAGGAAGUCUCGCCUCAGCGUCCACCAGAGGGUUCACAUGGGAUAGUCCUGAGGUCACAGGCAAACUGCUGCAGAAAACCAUCAAGCCAGAAUUCUUCUGGUGAGGGGGAAGCCCUCAUGAAGAUACUGAAGGAACUUGGGAAAUUCUAUUAAGAUGUAAUCGAACUCAAAAACUGUAGAAAGGGUACCUAAGAAUAUUAUACUAAGGCCUGGAGAGAUGGCUCAGUGGUUAAGAGCUCUGGCUGCUCUUCCAGAGGCCCUGAGUUCAAAUCCCAAUAACCACAUGGUGGCUCACAAUGAACUGUAAUGGGAUCUGAUGCCUUCUUCUAGUGUGUCUGAAGACAGCUACAUUGUAUUCGUUUACAUAAAAUAAAUAAUUCUUUUUAUAAAAUA